Molecule: messenger RNA, 3578 nt
Organism: Sphaeramia orbicularis (orbiculate cardinalfish)
Lineage: Eukaryota; Metazoa; Chordata; Actinopteri; Kurtiformes; Apogonidae
Product: NACHT, LRR and PYD domains-containing protein 12-like
Exons: 11
Coding region: 55-3237 (1060 amino acids)
Molecular function (GO): protein binding
Source: RefSeq, a predicted model, not a curated record
CAGAGUGGGGGCGGGGCCACGGCGGUGAUCCAGGUGCAAAUGUCACCUGUUUAGAUGAUCAGCUUUCGUUUUGUUGAAGUAGAAGACGUUUGGUUGAAGACUGACGUCGACAGUAUGAGUCUGAGAGUGGAUGAAGAGGAGGACGGAGCACAGUUCCCUAUGAAGGAUCCUCCAGGGGGCAGUCAUGAACCAGGACCCUCUGGUCCACCACCCAGAUCAGAGUCUACAGCGUCCGACUGUCUGUCUAUGAAGAGUGGCUGGUCUAAAGACCCCCCUCCAGAUUUUAAUGAACCAGGACCGUCUGAUCCAGCACACAGAUCUGAGUCUCCAGCUUCCGACUCGUCUAUACAGUCCCCUCCAGAUUUUAAUGAACCAGGACCGUCUUCACCACCUGGACAGACUUCUGAAGUGGACCCACAGUCCUGUUGUUUGUGUCAGAAGGUCCUGACUGAUCCAGUCCAGACCAGCUGUGGACACUGGUUCUGCAAACAGUGCAUCACUUCAUACUGGGACCAGUCCGGUCCAUCAGGAGACCCCUCCUGUCCCCAGUGUCUCCCCACAACUGGACCACUGGUGGACAGCACUGUACAAAAUGAACAUAAACGGAGUCUGAGGAGCAGAUGUGAAUGUGUGACUGAAGGAACCGAUGAAACAGGAAGUAGAACCCGUCUGAACCAGAUCUUCACUGAGCUCUACAUCACAGAGGGACAGAGUGAAGACGUUAAUACCCGACAUGAGGUGAGGAUGCUGGAGACGGUUUACAAGAAUGUCCCUGAAGACACUCCCAUCAGGUGUCAGGACAUCUUCAAAGCCCUACCCGACCAACAGGAACCCAUCAGAGUGGUUCUGACCAACGGCUUCGCUGGAGUUGGAAAAACCUUCUCGGUGCUGAAGUUCACUCUGGACUGGGCCGAGGGUUUAGAAAACCAGGACGUCAGUCUGGUGGUUCUGCUGUCCUUCAGAGAGCUGAACCUGGUCACAGAUGAGCAGUACAGUCUGCUGACGCUGCUCCAUGUUUUCCAUCCAACGUUACAGAAGGUCACAGCCGAGCAGAUCAACAUCUGCAAACUUCUGUUCAUCUUCGACGGCCUGGAUGAAAGCAGACUGUCACUGGACUUCCAUGACUGUGAGGUGGUUUCAGACGUCACCCAGAAGAAACCAGUCAACGUCCUGUUGACCAACCUCAUCAAGGGGAACCUGCUUCCAUCAGCUCUCAUCUGGAUAACAUCUAGACCUCCAGCAGCCAAUCAGAUCCCUCCUUCAUGUGUGGACAGGGUAACAGAGGUCCGAGGCUUCACCACUGACGACCAGAAGGAGGAGUACUUCAAGAAGAGAUCCACUGAUGAAGAUCUGUCCAACAGAAUCAUCUCACACAUCAAGACGUCCAGGAGCCUCCACAUCAUGUGUCAAACCCCACUCUUCUGCUGGAUCAGUUCUACAGUUCUGGAGCACAUGUUGACUUCAAACCAGAGAGGAGAGCUGCCCAAGACCCUGACGGACCUGUACUCACACUUCAUCACAGUCCAGACAAAGAGGAAGAAGAACAAGUAUGAAAAAAGACAUGAGGUACAGCUGACCGAGGCUGACAGGGAGGUUCUUCUGAAGUUGGCGAGGCUGGCGUUUGAACAUCUGGAGAAAGGAAACCUCAUGUUCUACCCUGAAGACCUGGAGCAGUGUGGUCUGGAUGUGACAGAGGCCUUGGUGAAGUCAGGACUCUGUACAGAGAUCUUCAAAAGAGCGAGUGUGAUCCUCCAGAAAACCAUCUACAGCUUUGUUCAUCUGAGCGUUCAGGAGUUUCUGGCGGCAGUCUACAUGUACCACUGUUACACAACCAAAAACAAACAGGUUCUGAAGAGGUUUGUGGAAGACUGGAACCAUAAUUCAACACUUGAUGAGUUCUUGAAAAAAAUGAUGGAAAAAUCCCUCAAAAGUGAAAACGGUCACCUGGAUCUGUUUGUUCGUUUCCUUCAUGGCCUCUGUCUGGAGUCCAACCAGACCCUCUUAGGAGGUCUGCUGGGUCCAACAGAGAUCAGUCCAGAGACAAUACAGACAAUCACCAGCAACCUGAAGGAGAUGAACAGUGGUCACAUGUCUCCUGACAGAAGCAUCAACAUCUUCCACUGUCUGACGGAGAUGAACGACCACUCAGUCCACCAGGAGAUCCAAGAGUUCCUGCAGUCAGAGAACAGAUCAAAGAAGAAACUCUCUGAGAUCCAGUGUUCAGCUCUGGCCUACAUGUUGCAGAUGUCAGAGGAGGUUCUGGAUGAGUUGGACCUGGAGAAGUACAACACAUCAUAUCAGGGACGACUGAGACUAAUCCCAGCUGUGAGGAACUGUAGAAAGGCUCGACUUGCUGGCUGUGCACUCUCGGAGAGUCUCUGCGAAGUUGUGGCUUCAGCUCUGAAGUCCAAUCCCUCCCAUCUCGCUGAAUUAGACCUGAGUUUUACCAUGAGUUUGACAAAUUCAGGAGUGAAGAUUCUUUGUUCUGCACUGAAGAAUCCAAACUGCAGACUGCAGACUCUGAGGUUGAGGGACUGCAGGUUAACAGAGACCAAAUGUUCUUCUCUGGUCUCAGCUCUGAAGUCCAGUCCAUCCAGUCUCAUAAAACUGGAUCUGAGUUGGAAUGACCUGAAGGAUUCAGGAGUGAAGCUGUUGUGUGAUGUUCUACAGAGUCCACAAUGUCGACUUCAGGUUCUGAGGUUGAGGGACUGCAGGUUAUCAGAGACCAGCUGUUCUUCUCUGGUCUCAGCUCUGAAGUCCAGUCCAUCCAAUCUCAUAAAACUGGAUCUGAGUUGUAACGACCUGAAGGAUUCAGGAGUGAAGCUGCUGUGUGAUGUUCUACAGAGUCCACAAUGUCGACUUCAGGUUCUGAGGUUGACUUCCUGCAGGUUAUCACAGACCAGCUGUUCUUCUCUGGCCUCAGCUCUGAAGUCCAAUCCAUCCACGCUCACACAACUGACCUUGAACUACAACGACCUGAAGGAUUCAGGAGUGGAGCAGUUGUGUGAAGUUCUACAGAGUCCACGAUGUCGACUUCAGGUUCUGAGGUUGAGGGGCUGCAGGUUAUCGGAGACCAGCUGUUCUUCUCUGGCCUCAACUCUGGAGUCCAAUCCAUCUAACCUCAAAGAACUGGAUCUGACUCGAAACGACCUGAAACAUGAACAUGUGAGGGAGCUGCUUGGUCUUUCCCUCAGUCCAGAUUAUGCUCUGGAGUUUUUGAGCUUGUGGUGGUUCUGAUCUCUGUACCGGUCUCAGUGAUCUGGACUGUGGGAGGACCAGCCGGGUCCAUGAUGAUCUCCACCUGUUACGAAGGCUUAGUCUGGACCACGUCACGGAUCUGAGAACAGCUCCACCAUCAGAGCCUCAAGUCCACCCACAUUCUGGUCCUCUGGAUCCCUGGUCCUGGUCCUCUAGAGUCCUCACCCAGAGUCUUGGCCAACCACACAAGACCAAUGUCCCUGUUUUGUACAGCGGUGUGCAAAACUAUUAGAACACUUGUCAAAUCUGAAUAAACUGGCGUUUGGUUUUUUUUUCCAAAGCCUGAAUUUCACUUUUUGCCGUUGCAAAAGGUAAAGGCA